AUGGAAAAGGAUCAGGAGGUUGCCGCAAAUUCUGCGGCAAACAGCAAUAGCAGCCACAUGGACGUCGAGUCUGGAAGAGAUGGUAUCUCUCACUGGAAGAUGAUCACAGACCAGGGUGUCGUUACCAAGGAGAUCAUCAACUACGACUACGAGGGUGCGGGAACUGAGGAAGAUCCAUAUGUGGUGGAGUGGAUCGACAAUGACCCCAGGAACCCAAUGACCUGGCCUAAGACGAAGAAGUGGAUCAUGGCCAUUGCUGUCGCCAACUCGGUUCUCGUCGUAUCAUUCUGUUCAUCGGCUUUCUCUGGAGGUAUCCAACAAAUUAUGGCUGAGUUCAGCGUCAGCCAAGAGGUUGUCACACUCGGUGUAUCACUCUUCGUUCUCGGAUUUGCUCUCGGACCACUUCUAUGGGCUCCUUUCUCAGAAUUGUAUGGUCGCCAGAUUGUCUUCAUUGGAACGUAUACCGCUUUCAUGGCUUUCAACGCCGGAGCUGCUGGUGCACCCACAAUCUACGGCCUGCUUAUUCUCCGAUUCUUCGCCGCCGCUUUCGGUUCCAGUCCUCUCACCAACGCCGGAGGUGUUAUUGCCGAUCUGUUCUCCGCAAACGAGCGUGGACUUGCCAUGUCAAUCUUCUCUGCGGCGCCAUUCAUGGGUCCUGUUCUUGGUCCGAUCAUUGGUGGAUUCUUGGGUAUGACUGAAGGUUGGAGAUGGGUUAACGGUCUCAUGGCUAUCUGGGCCGGAGUGAUUCUCGUAAUCACCACCUGCCUCGUUCCCGAGACAUACGCCCCGGUCCUGCUUAGGAAGCGUGCUGAGAAGCUCUCAAAGAUUUCCGGAAAGGUUUACCGAUCCCGUACUGAUAUCGACCAAGGCAAGGUUUCGCUCGGAGAGGCUUUCGCGACUGGUCUCAAGCGUCCCUGGAUCCUGCUUUUCUGCGAGCCCAUUGUGCUUUUGCUUUCGCUUUACCACGCCAUCAUCUAUGGUAUCCUUUACAUGCUUUUCGGUGCUUUCCCAAUCGUCUACCGUAUUGGCCGUGGCUGGAACGAGGGUAUUAGCGGUCUGCCUUUCGUCGCUGUCGCUAUUGGAGUCUUGUCUGCUAUCACAUACGUCAUUACUGUCGACAACAAGAUGUACAUGAGGAAGGUUCAAGAGUCUGGUCGUGGAUUUGCUGCUCCCGAGGCACGUCUGCCCAUGUGCAUCAUCGGUGGUAUCGCACUUCCCAUUGGUCUCUUCUGGUUUGCCUGGACCAACUCCCCGACUCUCCCAUGGGCUGCCAGCGUCGUUGCCUCCAUUCCAUUCGGUUUCGGCAUGGUUCUCAUCUUCUUGUCCAUCAUGAACUAUCUCAUCGACUCGUACACGAUCUUCGCUGCAUCCGUUUUGGCUGGUAACGGUAUCAUUCGUUCCGUCUUCGGUGCUGCUUUCCCUCUUUUCACCUCGCAAAUGUACAGCCGCCUUGGUAUCCACUGGGCUUCAUCCGUACCUGCUUUCCUAGCUGUCGCUUGUCUGCCGCUCCCGUUCUUGUUCUACAAGUACGGUAAGACCAUCCGCGAAAAGUGCAAGUACGCCGCACAAUCAGAAGCCUUCAUGGAGAAGAUCCGCAACCAACAUGCCGCGAAGGCAGCCCGACAGGCCGCCGGUACCGAAUCAGAGGAUACCUCGCGCGCCGCCACUCUUACUCCUCAAGAGGAAGUCGAAGAGGAGAUGCACGAGGAAGAGUCGGCGCCCAAGUUCGAGGAGAUGAAGGCUGAGAAGGAGACGGAUGGCGAGGGUCUCAAGAAGGUUCAGACUGGGCGCUCGACAAGAAGCCGGAGAACUGUGAGGGAUCUCGACUUCAACCCAAAUCCGUUUGACAUCGACCGCGUCAACACAAGAGAAAGCUUCGCAGGCAGGCCAAGAGCCAACAGCCGAGCAAGUAGCAAGAAGUAA
Molecule: messenger RNA, 1923 nt
Organism: Alternaria burnsii
Lineage: Eukaryota; Fungi; Ascomycota; Dothideomycetes; Pleosporales; Pleosporaceae
Product: mfs general substrate transporter
Exons: 2
Coding region: 1-1923 (640 amino acids)
Biological process (GO): transmembrane transport
Molecular function (GO): transmembrane transporter activity
Source: RefSeq, a predicted model, not a curated record